Oryctolagus cuniculus (rabbit) is the source of this 1392-nucleotide messenger RNA. RefSeq names its product putative taste receptor type 2 member 33. The record is from RefSeq and is a predicted model, not a curated record. NCBI's taxonomy places the organism in Eukaryota, Metazoa, Chordata, Mammalia, Lagomorpha, Leporidae. Gene Ontology annotation, molecular function: G protein-coupled receptor activity; bitter taste receptor activity. Gene Ontology annotation, biological process: sensory perception of taste; detection of chemical stimulus involved in sensory perception of bitter taste; G protein-coupled receptor signaling pathway. Gene Ontology annotation, cellular component: membrane.
CACCGAUUAGCACACUCUAGUGCUUUCCAACUUGAUAUGGUCGUAGAAUUUUUAAGGGUCAAGAAAAUCACUGAAAAUUCAGAAAUCAGGUAUGAUGGAGAGUUUAAGGUCACGGUACUGAAAGAGUCACCACCAAUGAUAUUAAGCAUGCACUUUUUUUUCUUUAUUCCAGACAUGACAAGUUUGUCAUCGAGCAUCCUUUCCAUCCUAGUAAUGGCAGAAUUUGUUGUUGGAAAUUUUGCCAAUGUCUUCAUAGCUCUGGUGAACUGCAUUAACUGGGCCAAGACUCAAAAGAUCUCCACUGUUGAUGGGAUUCUUACUGCUCUGGCUGUCUCCAGAAUUGGUAUGCUCUGGAUGAUCCUAUUAAACUGGUAUUCAACUGUAUUUAAUCCAGCCUUACAUUCAUCAGAGCUGAGAAUUAUAGUCAGUAAUACUUGGACAGUAACCAACCACUUUAGCAUUUGGCUUGCUGCUAGCCUCAGCGUAUUUUAUUUGCUAAAGAUAGCCAAUUUCUCCAACCUUACUUUUCUUUACCUGAAGAAGAGGAUUAAGAGUGUCGUCAUGGAGAUAACGCUGGUGAAUUUUGUCUUUUUGGUUUGUCAUCUUGCUGUGCUAAACAUAGGCCAGAUUUUUCAGAGAGAAGAAUUAGAAGGAAAUGCAACUUGGAAGAUUAAGUCGAGGGGCAUUGUCCAGCUUUCAAGUAUGACUGUAUUCACACUUGUAAAUCUCAUACCCUUUACUAUGUCACUGAUAUGCCUCCUGCUGUUAAUCUGUUCCUUAUGUAAACACCUCAGGAAUAUGCAGCUCCACAGCCGAGGAUCUCAGGACUCCAGCACCCAGGUCCAUGUAAAAGCUGUGCAAACUGUGCUCUCCUUCCUCUUGCUGUCUGCCAUGUACUUCCUUGCUCUAAUCGUAUCAUAUUGGAGUUCUGGUAAAUCACUGAGUAAACUCAGCCACAUGUUUUGUCAGUCCAUUGGGAUCAUCUAUCCUGCAAACCAUUCCUUUGUCCUGAUUUGGGGGAACAAGAAGCUAAAGCAGAACUUUCAUUCACUUUUAUGGCAGGUGAGGUGCUGGGUGAGAGGACAGAUAUCCUGAAUGUUUUAGAUUAAUGAGAGAGAUGCUGUUUAUCUCCUAGCAGAAAGCAAAUUGAUAGAGUCUGUUCCAUUUUACACUCUUUGGGUUUCCCACAGUAUAUGCAUCUGAGUAAUGUCUGAUGACAUAGCUACAAAAGCCUUUAAUCUAAGUUUAUUACUUAAAAUAUGUAUGUCUAUACAGAAUGAUUAGAUAUUAGAAACAUCUAUCACGACAUACAAAUCAUGUAAUUACGCAAAAUAUGACAAGAAAUUCCCUAAUACUACAAUCGUAUUUUUAAUGUACCUUCUCUAGAUUAUU